Molecule: messenger RNA, 1643 nt
Organism: Ochotona curzoniae (black-lipped pika)
Lineage: Eukaryota; Metazoa; Chordata; Mammalia; Lagomorpha; Ochotonidae
Product: nephrocan-like
Exons: 3
Coding region: 78-1643 (521 amino acids)
Molecular function (GO): protein binding
Source: RefSeq, a predicted model, not a curated record
UUUCCUGUCUUCUUGCAUUGACUGAGUACACAUUCGUAAGAUUCUGUGAUCAGAUUUGGUGAUAUAAAGAGCGAGACAUGUACCUGAGAGUCCUGUUUGGGAAGAUGCAUCUGCUCUGUGCUUUACUGGCUGUGCUCUCUCUUUGUGAGGGAGCCAGUCUUCGCUGUCCUGGAAGAUGCAGCUGUGACUCUAUGCAGUCGGUACAAUGCUACAGACUAACGGAGGUGCCGUCAGCCAUUCCUCCCAGCACCAAGAGGCUCUACAUCAGUCACAGCAAGAUUGAGCACCUCCAGCUAUCGAACUUCACUGAGAUGCUGGCUAUCGAAGACUUUAUUUUGCUGGCCAGUGGAACAGAGUCAGUAGAAAAUGGAACCUUCAAAAUUCUGAAUACACUGAAGAGCUUAGAACUCUGGAAAAAUAAGUUACAACGGGUCCCCAGUGCUCUCCCAGCCACACUUGAAGUGUUAAAACUAAAUGACAAUUCCAUAAAUGUCCUACAUGCAUCAGAUUUUGAAGGGCUAAAGAAAUUGAGAAUCCUUGAACUAAAAAACAACCUGCUCUCCUCCCUCUCCCCCAGCGCGCUAGCCUCGCUGGUCAGUUUGCAGAGCUUGAUGGUGGACAGCAACCAUGUGCAGUCUGUGGCUGGACCCUUGCCACUGCCCCACCUGAGACAACUAAGCCUGGAAAACAAUCAACUGCAUCUCAUCCCAAACAACUUUUUCACAUCCCUGCAGAGACUGCAGUAUCUCAGUUUCAGUGGUAAUUUCCUCGCUAGAAUUCCUGUCAACCUACCCAAAUCUUUGCGAUUGUUGAAGAUGGAGAGAAACCAGCUCAAAGUAGUCAGGUUUCAGGAUUUGAAACAGUUAGGGAACCUUUUCCAUCUUUACCUCUCAGAAAACUCACUCUCUUCCGUCAAUGGGGCACAGCUCCUUGCUAAUUUAAUUACUCUUGAGUUGUACCAAAACCAGCUUCAAAUGUUGCCCUUCGGGCUGCCAGCAAGCCUACAAAAACUUGAUUGCAGCAAUAAUCUGAUUCAGAAAGUCAGAGCCCAAGACUUCCAGGACCUGCGCGACCUGAAACACUUGUUUCUGGACAACAACGUUGUCAGUGUGUUUGAAUCUGGAGCGCUUCAGGGAUGCUCCCGGCUCUCCAGCCUCGCCCUGGAGCAGAACCUGCUGCUGUCCAUUCCUCUGAGGCUCCCGGGGACCUUAGCCAGGCUGGACCUAAAAGGCAAUGCCAUCCAGGAUAUUGCUGAGCCAGAGCUCAGGGAUCUCAAGCUCCUUCAAGUACUAAACCUGAGAAACAAUAAGAUCUCCGCCCUAGACCACAAAGCAUUGGAGAGUCUGCCUCGCCUCAGGCACCUGUACCUGGAUGGAAAUCCUUGGAAUUGCACCUGCAGUCUCCUAAGAGCCAGGGAGGUCCUGAAGGCCAAGGGCACAGAUGUGAGGGGAGGACAGUGCGUGGCCCCAGCUGAACGACAAGGGGAGAGCUGGAUGUCAUCUGUCAGAAUCAUGAGGGAAUGUGAGUCUUACUUACACCUGGCAGAGAAAGGCCAAGGCGGCAGAGAGGAACCGAAAGCUGAAGACCCCUCCAGCAUCAUAAUCAACAUAGAUGACGAUGAUGAAGAUUAUGAAAUCGAUUAA